AUGGCCAACUUACUUGGAGGAGUCAUCAACACUUUUGAGGGUGUUGUUGACGGAGUGGGGCAGGUCGCUCAAAUUGUCAUAGGCAGUGCCGCAAGGACAGUAGAGCAUGCGGUUGGCACAGCGGUGGAGGCGGGUAAAGUCGUCUCGACUGUUCCGUUUACAUUCGUCAUAGACCGCAUCGGGCACGAAAGCGCCAUCUUCAGGACUGCGACGGGGAUAUUCAAAGAAGCUGACGAUGAGCCCCGCAAAGGGCUGAUCAACGAAGUCUUGAUACGAACUCAGGGCCUAAUCGCUCUGGAAACAUUUCUCGAAGCUGCUCAUUGCUCGCGUCUCUGGUCAAUUCGAUACGCGUCCGGUGGUACGGGUAGCUGGAGAUGUUGCCACGUUGGCACUGGGUUUGCAGACUCCGCAACAAACAAAUCAAUCAAAUAUCGCCUGCUGUAUUUGAUUGUCUGGUGA
This is a messenger RNA of Alternaria alternata, 459 nucleotides long. RefSeq lists its product as hypothetical. NCBI's taxonomy places the organism in Eukaryota, Fungi, Ascomycota, Dothideomycetes, Pleosporales, Pleosporaceae. The transcript has a single exon. The coding region runs from base 1 to 459 and encodes 152 amino acids. The record is from RefSeq and is a predicted model, not a curated record.